Messenger RNA from Vicia villosa (hairy vetch), 2058 nucleotides. Its product is annotated as receptor-like protein EIX1. The record is from RefSeq and is a predicted model, not a curated record. NCBI's taxonomy places the organism in Eukaryota, Viridiplantae, Streptophyta, Magnoliopsida, Fabales, Fabaceae. The transcript has 3 exons. The coding region runs from base 1 to 2058 and encodes 685 amino acids. Gene Ontology annotation, molecular function: protein binding.
AUGGUGGCAAUUCUAUGGAUCAGUUUGCUAUGUGCUGAAAGUUUUCAUAUGAAUAAGUGUGUGGAGAUAGAGAGAUUGGCCCUCCUCAAAUUUAAAGAUGCUUACAUUCAUGGAAUGGACAACCCAUUUGCCUCAUGGAAAGGUGAAGAUUGUUGCAAAUGGAAAGGAAUUUUAUGUGAUAAUAUAACUGGUCAUAUAAUCAGUUUGAAAAUAGAACAUGCUCCAGGAUUGGGAGGUAAGUUAGUUUCUUCAAUAUGUGAACUUCAACAUCUAACUUCUUUAAGUCUAGAUGAUAAUCAAUUAGAAGGAAAUAUUCCAGAGUGCAUUGGUUCACUUGCUCAGUUGAUAGAGGUUAAUCUUGCUAGUAACAAACUAGUUAGGAUUCCUCCUAGUCUUGGGAAUCUUUCCAAUUUGCAAACUCUUGACCUUGCAUAUAAUUAUGAUAUGAUUGUUGAUUGGUUGUCAUCAAUAAGCAGAAUUCCUUCUCUAUCUGAACUUAUUUCAGUAGGUUGUGGGCUCCAUAAUAUAACUCCUUCAUCUCUUCCCCAUUUGAAUUCUUCCAUUUCUCUAAAAUCCCUGGAUCUUGGGGAAAAUAAUUUAAACUCUUCUAUUCUGCCAUGGGUUAUUAAUGUUAGCAAAGUUCUUGAAACUCUUGUCCUUUCAUAUAAUUCUUUGCAACAAAGUAUUCCAUAUGAGUUUGGAAACAUGUUUUUUCUUCAAUAUCUUGAUCUCUCACAUAAUGAACUCCAAGGAAGUUUACCAAAAUCCUAUAAGAGUAUGUAUCAAUUGAAAGAGUUGCACUUAAAUUCCAACAAAUUGUCUGGCCAACUCAGUGACAGCAUACAACAAUUGUGUUGUGCAAAUAAUAGUUUAGAGUAUUUGGAUUUAAGUGAUAACCCAUUCACAAGUGACCCACUUCCUAAUCUUUCAUGCGUUUCAUCCUUGGUGACAUUAUCCCUACAAAAUACCAAUCUCGUCGGUCUAUUACCAAAAUGGUUGUUUGUUCAUUCGCCUUUUCUUCAAAAUUUAUAUCUUUCUCAUAACCAUUUGAGGGGUGUGGAUAUCAUUGAUGAUGCAAAUCUAUCGGCCAUAAGGAAGCUACAUCUGAGUUUUAACCAAUUGAGUGGACCAUUUCCUCAUAUAAUCAGUCAACUACCUAAUCUUGAGGAAUUGUCUAUCUCUUCAAAUAAGUUUAACGAUAUCAUUGAUAAAACACAUCUAUCAAAUUUAUCUAAGUUGAAAUUUUUGGACGUGUCUCAGAACUCACUUUCAUUUAACUUGAGUUCGGAUUGGAUACCACCUUUCAAGCUUACAAAUCUCUAUGCAUCUUCAUGCCAAUUGGGUCUUGAAUUUCCAGUAUGGCUCAAACAUCAAACAGAACUUACUGAGUUUGACAUCUCUAAUACUGGUAUUUCAGAUUCAUUUCCUAAAUGGUUUUGGAAUUUGUCUUUGACAUUGGAAUACUUGAAUGUUUCACAUAACAAACUUAAUGGACCCAUGCCAAAAUCAUUUCCAAAUACAAAAGUAAACUAUGAUAGUUUUUAUGUGUGGGAUUUCAGUUUCAACCAUUUGAAUGGUUCAUUGCCUCCUUUUCCAGAACUGCGUUCCUUAUUUCUCUCAAAUAAUAUGCUUAUAGGGUCUCUAUCUUCUUUUUGUACUUCCUCGGGUCAAUAUUUAAUUUAUUUAGACUUGUCUAGUAAUUUGCUAACAGGAAAACUUACAGAUUGUUAUUGGGAGAAGUUUCCGUCUUUAACAUUUCUAAAUUUGGCAAAGAAUAAUUUAUCAGGAAAAGUGCCUACCUCAUUUGGUGUCUUACGACAUAUUGAAUCGCUCCAUUUAAAUAAUAACAACUUAUCUGGUGAAAUUCCAUCAUUGAUCCUUUGUCACAACUUGAAAUUAAUUGAUGUUGGUGAUAACAAUCUUCAAGGAACAUUACCGAUGUGGAUGGGCGAUCAUCUUCCUAUGUUGAUUGUGAUAAUUUUGCGGGCAAAUAAGUUCCACGGAAACAUUCCUACAAAUAUUUUCCAAGAACAAGCUUUCACUAUUUAUCAUCAUUAA